GUGACUGGGUUCAAAGUUGAAAGUCAAAUAGCACUGCAGCUCCUCAGCAUGGCAGGCCGGGUCCUGGUGGGAAGCAGAGCUCUGUUGCAAGCCUUCCGCGUGAAGAUAGCGGACCGGGACAGCGCGUGCAGGCUCGGGGUAGUCUGCUCCGUCUCGAGACAGUAUGUUUUCCCCGGUAAAGUCGCGCCUUCUUGCCCGAACGGCCACGGAGCAGUGACACGACACUACAGCUCUGAGGCAAAGGAUGACCUGCGCGUCAGAUACCUGGACGGAGAGGACGCCGGUAUUGUUGUUGUGGGGAUAAACCGAGCAAAAGCCAAAAAUGCCAUUAGCAAAAAUCUGGUCAAACUGAUGUCUGAGGCUGUGGAGGAUAUCAAAAAGAACAACAAAGUUCGCAGUGUCAUUUUAUGCAGUUUAGUUCCUGGGAUCUUCUGUGCAGGUGCAGACCUGAAGGAGAGGGCUAAGAUGCACCAAAGUGAAGUGGGACCGUUUGUGUCGAAAGCAAGAGCGCUCAUCACAGAACUGGGUAAUCUGCCAAUGCCAACAAUAGCAGCAAUUGAUGGAGCUGCAUUGGGAGGAGGCUUGGAAAUGGCCCUGGCUUGUGACAUCAGAAUUGCCUCCAAUACUGCAAAAAUGGGACUAGUUGAGGCCAAACUUGCGAUCAUUCCUGGAGCAGGGGGUACACAGCGUCUCCCUAGGGUGAUUGGUGUUUCUCUUGCUAAGGAGCUCAUCUUUGCUGCCCGCGUUGUGGAUGGAACAGAGGCCUGUCGUGUGGGUCUUGUCAGUCAUUCGGUGGAGCAGAAUAAGAGUGGAGAUGCUGCCUACCUGCGAGCUCUGGAGCUCGCCCGCGAGAUCAACCCUCAGGGUCCAAUUGCAAUCAGGAUGGCAAAACUGGCUAUCAACCAGGGCAUAGAGGUGGAUUUAUCUACAGGUUUGGCAAUUGAAGAGGCUUGCUAUGCCCAGGUGAUACCAACUAAAGACCGACUGGAGGGUUUGGCUGCAUUCAAGGAGAAGAGGCGUCCUCUCUUCAAAGGGGAGUGAGUCCACUCUUCUCCCAGAAACAAUCUGCCUUCAGCUCUCCCACUGUACCACUGCUUCCAACAUAUUUAGGGGUGAAACUGUACACGUCAAAACAUUAACCUGUACAGCACCCAGGGGACAUCUGUGUGACGGCGGCACAAUAGGGUUGAUGCUGGCUGGUGUUUUUAAACAUCAGGUUGCUGAGUGUGUCGACCACCACGCUGAGCUUCAGGUUAAAAGUGUAAUGCUAACCAAGUGCUGACCACUGCUAACAAUACUAAAAACACCUGCGAUCUCUGACAUGAUUUACUUACAAUGAUUAUUGCUUUUUGCAGUCCAAUUGGCAGUUAGUCUCUAACUUUAGCCUCCUUGACUAGUGAACCAAUCCAAGAGCCAUCAAAUUACCAUGAAGUUCUGUUCAUGCUUCACAUGAAUGAUGCAUCAGAAGUUUUAUUGUUCCAUACUUUGGUGGAAAUGAACUUCUGUGUUCACAGCACUGAAGAACACCAGUGGCUUGACAUGAUAAGAUUGACUUAAAGCCACUAUAGGUUUCACUGUAACCCGAGAGCAUUACAUUUACAUUUUUUUACAAACCAAAGCAUAUACCCACAGAAUGAUUUUAAAAGAUA
This is a messenger RNA of Thunnus maccoyii (southern bluefin tuna), 1649 nucleotides long. RefSeq names its product AU RNA binding protein/enoyl-CoA hydratase (gene auh). Gene Ontology annotation, molecular function: enoyl-CoA hydratase activity. The coding region runs from base 49 to 1041 and encodes 330 amino acids. Gene Ontology annotation, biological process: fatty acid beta-oxidation. Gene Ontology annotation, cellular component: mitochondrion. The transcript is spliced from 10 exons. The record is from RefSeq and is a predicted model, not a curated record. Lineage: Eukaryota; Metazoa; Chordata; Actinopteri; Scombriformes; Scombridae.